AUGCAAACAGCCAUCCGACCACCUCGGCCUCCUGCAUCAUCAUCAUCAAAUGGCUCCCGAAAUACAGCUGUGAGGAAUAAUGGAUCAUCAUCAAUAACAAGUAAUAAUCAUCAAUGGACUUAUUCAUCAUCGCGGAACGAUUAUGAAGACGAGCACAGAAAAAGUUACGAAUUUUUACGAGAGUUAGAAGAGAGCAAUAGACAAAACAUGCCAAAAAUAACAAGCGCUGAUUAUUUAGAUAUGAGACUUCAGAAGGAAAAUCCUACAACUAAAAAACCCUCUCAAAAACGAAAAGAGGAACCUCCGAAGAAAUUUGAUUUACAAGCUCUUGCUAAACACAUGAUUUAUGACGAAAUUGUAAUUCCUCCCGAAUUACAAGCUUCUUACAUUGAGCAGCAAAAAAGAUUAAAAUCCGAAGAAAAAAGAAAACACGCCAUCGAAGAGAAGGCAUCCAAUCAGCAACAACAAAAAUCAUCAUCCAGUAAUGGCAGCUCCAAAAUAGCAUCCACAAGUUCCUCAUCACAACAAACUAAAAAGAAAUCAUCCACAAAUGAUCAUUCAACAAUGCGAAAUCAAAAUGUAAAUAAGAAAUCGACACACACCACUCUGAAUCGUGACAGUACCAUGCUUGGUACACAAUCAUUGGAUCUUCCAACAAUCAAAAAAAAGAAUUCUAGUAGCAGUAGCAACUCUUCACUUGACCAAAGAGCUUCAAAUACUUCCUCUUCAUUUAAAAUUCCAAAAAAAAGUGGCGCAACCUCAAUGAGUAAUGGCACUAUUUCAUCGAGCAAGUCCCAAACCAUUACACCUUCCAAACCAAAAGCUUCACAAGCCCCACCUCCUCCUCAAAGAGCUCAACAAAAAACAUCCGUACAAAAAUCAUCCUCGAAUGCAGCCCUUCCACGUGCUUCAACUUCCUCUCAAGCAUCGUCAAAAAUUAAAUCCAAUGCUACGGCACGCCAAUCCAAUAUUCCUGUUAAAUCUGUGAGUAGCAAUCAAGUAAGGAUAUCUGGAGGUGUAGCAAAACAGGCCAUAGCAAAUCGUCCCAAACCAAACUCUGCCUCAAUUGCAAAGCCUCCUGUACCAAAGAGAAAGGCAGAAGUGCUGGAUGAUGAAGAAGAGGAAGAUGAAGAGGAUGAAUACGAAUAUAGUGACGACGAAGAUGAGGCGCCUUCCCACGACAGAUAUAUUCCACCUCCAAAUCCAUAUGAUCCAUUUGCUUUUGAUCGAUUACGAGGCAACGACACUUAUAGACCUGGAUCCAUUGCUAGACUUUUCUUACGUCCAAAUCAAAGAUGUUAUCAAAAUUAUGGAGACUAUGACGACGAUGAUGACAUUGAGGAAGCACGGUAUGACGAUAUUGCAGACGAGGAAGCUGAGGCUGAAAGAAUUGCUCGAUUGGAAGAUGAGAGAGAAGAACGAUUAGAAAAGCAGAGAAGAAAAGAACGUGAAAUGAGAAAGAAAAUGAAAACUAAGUAA
Naegleria lovaniensis is the source of this 1479-nucleotide messenger RNA. RefSeq lists its product as uncharacterized. Gene Ontology annotation, biological process: nucleosome assembly; regulation of DNA-templated transcription. NCBI's taxonomy places the organism in Eukaryota, Heterolobosea, Eutetramitea, Acrasida, Naegleriidae. Gene Ontology annotation, molecular function: DNA binding; histone binding. The transcript has a single exon. The record is from RefSeq and is a predicted model, not a curated record. Gene Ontology annotation, cellular component: nucleolus. Bases 1 to 1479 code for a protein of 492 amino acids.